AAAAAAAAAAAACUAUUUGAUUACUCUCUUGUUUAUAGUUUGUAUGUAGUAGAACGCUCAGAUUGACCAGAAAAUCAAGCUAUUAUUGCUACGAACGCAUGGAGCAACCCUCCAACGAGAUCACAUCCCCUCUCCUCAGCGGGGAGCAAUCCUCGACGGAAGAAGAAGAGACUUUUCAUGAAAACUCAGCAAUAGAACAAGUGGCGCUAACGGUGCCAACCACCGACGACCCUUCCCUCCCGGUUCUCACGUUCCGAAUGUGGGUCCUUGGAAGCCUCUCCUGCGUGCUGCUAUCAUUCCUCAACCAAUUCUUUUGGUACCGAACGGAACCCCUCAGCAUCACGGCUAUCUCGGCGCAGAUAGCUGUGGUACCGUUGGGGCAGCUCAUGGCUUCCAAGAUCACGAAGCGCGUCUUCUUCAAAGGGAAGCGCUGGGAAUUCACCUUAAACCCUGGGCCCUUCAACGUGAAGGAGCACGUUCUCAUCACUAUCUUUGCCAACUCUGGUGCUGGCACUGUCUACGCCAUUCAUAUUGUUACCGCUGUAAAAAUCUUUUACCGCAAGCACAUCUCCUUCUUUGUUGCCUUCCUUGUCAUCAUUACCACCCAGGUAUUAGGAUUCGGAUGGGCCGGCAUAUAUAGGAGGUACCUUGUGGAGCCAGCAGCCAUGUGGUGGCCAGCGAAUUUAGUACAAGUUUCACUCUUCAGGGCACUGCAUGAGAAGGAGCAACGAACCAAGGGAGGGUUAACCCGAUCGCAAUUCUUCAUCAUAGCUUUUCUAUGCAGCUUCUCCUACUAUGUUUUCCCAGGCUACAUAUUCCAAAUGUUAACCUCUCUCUCUUGGCUAUGCUGGCUAUUUCCAAACAACGUGUUGGCCCAACAGCUCGGGUCAGGCCUUUACGGGCUCGGCAUUGGUGCCAUUGGAUUUGACUGGUCUACUAUUUCGGCCUACUUGGGAAGCCCACUCGCAAGCCCAUGGUUUGCCACUGCCAAUGUUGCCGCGGGAUUUGUGUUUGUGAUGUACAUUCUGACUCCAUUGUGUUAUUGGCUCAAUGCCUAUAAUGCCAAGACGUACCCUAUUUUCUCCGACGAACUGUUCACAGCGAAUGGAUCAAUUUACAACAUCACAGCCAUAAUUGAUUCCAAUUUUCACUUGGACAUAGCUGCUUACGAGCGACAAGGACGACUCCACCUCAGCACUUUCUUUGCCAUGACUUAUGGUGUGGGCUUUGCUGCACUAACUGCUACCAUUGUGCAUGUUGUUCUCUUCCACGGAAGAGAACUAUGGGAACAAAGCAGAUCAAGUUUUAAGGAAAAGAAAAGGGACAUACACACCAAGCUUAUGCGGAGGUACAAGCAGGUUCCAGAGUGGUGGUUUGUGUCCAUACUCAUUGUGACAAUUGCUGCCACCGUCUUUGCUUGCGAGUACUACAAUGAACAGCUACAACUGCCUUGGUGGGGUGUUUUCCUCGCAUGUGCCAUUGCAAUCUUUUUCACUCUUCCAAUUGGGAUUAUUACAGCAAUCACAAAUCAGACGCCGGGGCUGAACAUAAUUACUGAGUACAUCAUAGGAUAUAUCUACCCGGGAUACCCAGUGGCUAACAUGUGUUUCAAGGUUUAUGGUUACAUCAGCAUGACACAAGCCAUCACUUUCUUGCAAGACUUUAAGCUCGGUCACUACAUGAAGAUUCCUCCCAGAGUCAUGUUCAUGGCACAGGUGGUGGGAACGAUCAUCGCAGCUCUUGUAUAUUUGACUACUGCAUGGUGGUUAAUGGAAACAAUCCCAGACAUAUGUCAAGACACGUCCUCUGUUUGGACUUGUCCAGGCGACACAGUAUUUUACGAUGCUUCAGUGAUUUGGGGUUUGAUUGGUCCAAAAAGAAUCUUUGGAGACCAAGGAAUUUAUUCUCAAAUAAAUUGGUUCUUUUUGGGUGGAGCCAUUGCUCCUUUACUCGUAUGGUUCGCUGUAAGGGCGUUCCCACAACAGGAGUGGAUUAGCCUCAUCAACAUGCCUGUGUUGAUAGGUGCCACGGGGAUGAUGCCGCCGGCAACGGCGGUGAACUACACAAGUUGGAUCAUUGUUGGAUUUUUGUCCGGAUUUGUUGUGUACAGGUACAAGCCAGAAUGGUGGCAACGCCACAAUUAUGUGCUCUCUGGAGCCUUGGAUGCAGGCCUUGCAUUUAUGGGAGUGCUUUUGUAUCUUUGCUUAGGAUUAGAGGACAUUAGUAUUAAUUGGUCGGGCAACGACCUUGACGGUUGUCCCUUAGCUCACUGUCCGACUGCAAAAGGUGUUUACGUCCCUGGUUGUCCGAUCCCUUUUUAAAGAGAAAAAAGA
Arachis duranensis is the source of this 2333-nucleotide messenger RNA. Its product is annotated as oligopeptide transporter 7. The record is from RefSeq and is a predicted model, not a curated record. Gene Ontology annotation, molecular function: oligopeptide transmembrane transporter activity. Bases 99 to 2321 code for a protein of 740 amino acids. The transcript has 7 exons. NCBI's taxonomy places the organism in Eukaryota, Viridiplantae, Streptophyta, Magnoliopsida, Fabales, Fabaceae. Gene Ontology annotation, biological process: transmembrane transport.